AUGGACCUGCCCAAGUUCACUGGCUCGCCCGGCACCUUUCAUGCGUGGAGCAUUCGCAUGAAGAUGGCGCUCAUGCUCCGCGGCGACGACGUCUGGGCAGCUGUAGAGGCAGAGCAUCGAUCCUCUCGCCCGCAGCACGGACGAGCAGCUCCAUUCAAGAAGGCGGCCGUCGUCAGCCACGGCCCUCAGCGCGUGGAGACCUUCGCCAUCCACCACGAUGCCCUCAUGCUGCAGCCCGAGGGCGAGGAGGAGGGCCACGCCAUCGGACCAGUGCCACCACAGCUGUGGCUCGCUGACAGCGGUGCCACGGCGCACAUCACCAACGACGCCUCCCUCCUCACCAACUACAUCGCCGUCACGCAGCACGUCACCGUUGCCAACAGCCAGGCCGUCACGGUCAUCGGCAAGGGCGACGCCGUGCUCCGCGUGACUGGCACCGACGGCGCUCCAGGCACCAUCACGCUGAAGAACGUGCUGCAUGUCCCCGACAUCAAGUACAACCUUUUGGCGCUGAACCUGGUGACUCGCGCGCGUCGUGGUGCUUCCGUCGUCAUUGCUGCGGACGACAGCCGCAUCCAGUUUGCCACAUGGAGUGUGCCUCUGCUGCCGUCCAAGGACACCGGCCACCUCUUCCUCUACGCCAGCACCACGACCUCCCAACAAGCCACGGCGCUUGCGGGGGAGCUCGUGCACAGCAGCGAUGGGGAAGCCGAGGAUGCUGACGAGGGCGCCUCUGCACACGACGUGCUAGGCCAUCGCAGCAGCGCGGCUGUCGACGCCAUUCGGCAGCAGAUCGCCCAGGCCUCUUCCAAGCACAUCGUCACAUGUGGACCAUGUGCGCUUGGCAAGAGCACGCGCGCCUCCAUCCCGAAGCAGUCUGCUCCACGUAGCGCUGGGCCAUGCCAGCUGUUGAGACACGACAGGUGGUGUGUGUGUUUACUGUAG
This is a messenger RNA of Salpingoeca rosetta, 945 nucleotides long. RefSeq lists its product as uncharacterized. The record is from RefSeq and is a predicted model, not a curated record. Bases 1 to 945 code for a protein of 314 amino acids. The transcript has 2 exons. NCBI's taxonomy places the organism in Eukaryota, Choanoflagellata, Craspedida, Salpingoecidae.